Eutrema salsugineum is the source of this 1252-nucleotide messenger RNA. RefSeq names its product membrane-anchored ubiquitin-fold protein 4. The transcript is spliced from 3 exons. Gene Ontology annotation, molecular function: protein binding. The record is from RefSeq and is a predicted model, not a curated record. Bases 643 to 1005 code for a protein of 120 amino acids. NCBI's taxonomy places the organism in Eukaryota, Viridiplantae, Streptophyta, Magnoliopsida, Brassicales, Brassicaceae.
CGGCAAUCCUGACAAAGAAAUAUCAGGAAAAAUUUGAGAGAAGCAGAGAGCAAUACUUUGAGAUUAGGUAAUAAUAAUAUUGCUAGAAGGGGUUUUUCUCCCGCUUCUCGAUUCUCUCAGUCUCAGCACGUAAGCAAACCCAGAAAAAAACAAUUGUUGAUUAAUGGCUGCUCAUUGAAUCUCCGCUUCUUCUAAUUCUCCUCCUGUUUAUUGAAUUCUGAUGUCUAAUCAACUGUACAGUUUUUGCUGAUAUUGUUGCCUUAUUAAGAAACUCAGCAGAUUUUGAGAUUUUGUGAUUCAAUGUCUACUUCGAGUAGCAUUUGUGUCUUCUGUGUUAAUUUUUCUAUGUCAGUUUAGGAAGUUAGGUCGGCGAAAUGAGUACAAAGUUCUGAUUUUGAGCAAUCUUCUUGUCCUUAAUAGAUUUCUGGUUUACGCAGCCUUGUAGUUGAUAAGAACAACGUUCUUCUUUGGUCCAAGUUCUUGAUUUCGACAAAAAAUUAAAAUUCUCAUAAUUGAUCCAUUCAAUUUGACAACCUCUCUUUGCUCUUAUUACAGGAAAAACAAAAUUAUAAAUAUAGUUUCAGGCGUCAUUUGAGUGGGAUUCUUUCUGCUGAGAGUUUUUUUUUUUUUUUGGGAAAUCAAAUGCCGGAGGAAGAUUUGGUAGAACUUAAAUUCCGGUUAUAUGACGGUUCAGAUGUUGGCCCGUUUCAGUACUCUCCAACCGCCACAGUCGCAAUGCUCAAGGAGAGAAUCGUCUCUGAGUGGCCUAAAGACAAGAAGAUUGUUCCGAAAUCAGCUAGUGACAUCAAGUUGAUAAAUGCUGGUAAGAUUUUGGAGAAUGGUAAAACUGUUGCACAGUGUAAAGCUCCAUUUGAUGAUCUCCCUAAAUCUGUCAUUACAAUGCAUGUUGUGGUGCAACCGGCUCCAACAAAAGCCAGACCAGAGAAGAAAAUCGAAGAGGAAGAAGCCCCACAGAGAAGCUUUUGCUCAUGUACGAUAAUGUGAGAACAAGUCCCAAGUCUAAAGUCUGGAAAAGACUCAAGUUUUGCGUCUAUUGUGGGUUUUGCUAGAAGAGUCUCAAAAACAUAAAUUACCAUUUUCACGCUUCUUAUUUUAUAUUCAUCACAAGUUCAAAGAAAGCUUCAUCAAUGGCGUUAUAAAGCUCUUCUAUUGAAGUUUGUGAUGAAACGUGAAAACUCUUGUUCAGAGCAUUCUUAUAUAAAAGAUUAAGAGUUUUUUUUUCCUUUCUGUU